CGGGAAAACACGAGCCGUUUUCCGCCGCGACAACGUACAACCGAAGUUUUCGUUUCGAAUUUCGAAAGUUCGUUUUUUUUUUUAAAAAAAUUACGUCCCACCGCAUUCGAAUGUUGCGCGUUGGCGUUUUCGAAAAUUUAAGUUUCCUGUGAAUUUUUUUGUGUUUUUGCAAAACUUAUUUGUGGGAUGUUUGUGAUUUCGGACGAAAUCGAGUGAAAUUUGCGAAAGUUCUCACAGCUGCACGUUCAAUUUGUACUACAAUCUGGAGUCCAUCAAUCAAGUUCCACUCAGCGGGGACAAUUGAAACGACCUAUGAACAUCAGUAGCACUUAAUAUGUCCAACUAGACCAUUCAGUGUCCCUGAACGAUGACAAGUGUCGAGUGAUCUACAGAGGGAAAGAAACGAUAUACUGUUACCGAUGAACGACUUAAAUUACAACGCCGGGAUGAGCUCCUACCAGUUCGUCAACUCCCUGGCUUCGUGUUACGGGAACCAGGCUCCGGGUCGUACCGGGACACCGGUAGAACAAACAGGCCAUCCCGGCUUGCCUACGCCGGGAGCGGACUAUUACAAUCCUAAUGCGGCGGCAUCAGCAUAUCCGAACGCAUGCUACUCGCCACCGCAAGUCGGGCAUCAUUACCCGCAACAUCCGUACGCGACGCCCGCAUCGGGAGCCCAUAUGCAACCGCAGACGAUGAUAGAUUAUACUCAGCUACAUCCACAAAGACUCGGGAGUACAGCUAGUCACAUGCAUCAACAUUCUAAUCCGAGUCCUGGGGCGUUGUCCCCAAAUUUGAUGUCCACCCCGCCCAGUCAAGCUACGGGAGCCAGUUGUAAAUUUGCCGAUUCUACAUCGACAACAGGAGUGCGUCGCCUCAAGAUCUUUCUACUUCAUCUGGGCCGGGAAGAACUACCAGGCUUCGGUAAUGUUGGUGGUCCGAACCCUAGUGGAACCAACAGCACCAAAUUAGGUCUUACCACUCCAAUAGCGUCUCCCGUUGAGCACAAGGCUAAUGUGAACCAAAAUAUUUCAAGCCCGGCAUCUAGCACGUCGAGCAACGAAAGCAACGAUGCAAAUAACUCCAACUCAAACAACACCAAGAAUUCCAAGUCUUCGGCUAACUCGCAAGCUAAUCCUCCACAAAUAUAUCCAUGGAUGAAGCGCGUGCAUCUUGGACAAAGUACGGUGAACGCGAACGGCGAGACGAAACGUCAGAGGACGUCAUACACUCGGUACCAGACGCUGGAGCUCGAAAAGGAGUUUCACUUCAACCGGUACCUGACGCGGAGGAGGCGGAUCGAAAUCGCCCACGCGCUCUGCCUCACCGAGAGACAGAUCAAGAUCUGGUUCCAGAACAGACGCAUGAAGUGGAAGAAAGAGCACAAGAUGGCCUCAAUGAACAUAGUGCCAUACCACAUGAAUCCGUACGGCCACCCAUACCAAUUCGACCUUCACCCGAGUCAGUUCGCCCAUCUCUCCGCAUAGGAUCAGUGGAAUUUUUCGAACAGCGGAUAACUGAUUUAUUAAACUAGACAGUUGUCCGUGUGUCACACGGGGUUGCGUGUGACGAACGAACCUAACGGUCCGGCGUCACAGCAACCAGACUGGGUCAGUUAUUCGCUGCUUGAAAAAUUUCUCUAGUGUAGCCUAAUUUGUUGAAAUUGUUUUGACAUUUGACAGUGACAAUAUAAAUUAUACGAAAGUGUUUGUGAAUAACAGUGUUUAGUCAGUGAAUCGAACCAACGGGGAGUAGUCUUCGUAAAAACAAUUGAUAGUCGGAUAAACGUCGCGCUAUUACGAGCAAUAGUGUCCAUUGAAAUGUUUCACAAUAUAGAAGAAGGUAAUAAUCUAAUGUCAUGAAAAAUGCGAAUGGACUUUAUAAGUAGAAAAGAGUACCUAGUCAUAAGCUAUAAUAAUUCGAACUAUAUUAUAUUAUCGUCUUUAAAAUUGUAAGAUAACAAAGUAAAUACGUAAUUGUGUAAAUUGUGAUGAAUAGAUAAAUUAGAAUAAGACUUGUGUGUUAGAUGAAGCAAAUUAUGAUUUUUUUAAAAAACUAUACACAAUGUACAGCCAGUGGUUAUGAAAUCAGUAACAAAUUCGGAAUUGUACAGGGAUAGAGUAAAAUUGGGAAAUCCAAAAUUAAUUCGCUACUGCAAAAAUGAGAUGUGCAUUUCAAACGUACAUCGCUGAGUAUAAUAAUAUCAGUAAUAAUUAAAUAAAAAAUACUUUAGUAAAAAUAAUUAGGUAAAGCUUAUGACGAGCUGUUAAAUAGACUUUAUAAGCUCAGUUACUAUUAUAGAUUGUUGUGAAUAGUUUCGACAUUCUUUCCUAUUGUAAAUAUUUGUCGUUCAGUAGUUAUUAAUAAUUAUAAAAAUUUAAUAUAUAAUUCGAUAAUCAACGCGAAGAACUGUUUUAUGUUCCUGUCCUUAGUUUGUAAAUAAAACUUUAUCAAAUAAAAAAAUAUUAUAACAAACUUUAAUACGAUUAUCUUAAUAGUUGUUUACUUUCGACAAAAUACAUUUUUCCCUAAGAGUUCUCGUGCGUAAUUUGUAUCUUAAAUGUUGUAUUUGUAAAAUGUACUUAAUAUAUUAGAAACUUCUUCAUUCAUUGUAUUGAUAACAUCUCCUGAACGUUUGCGUGCAAAAUUUUCGGUGUCAUCUUUUUAUUUUUCAAAUUAUUGUGGUCAACUGUGAUAUUCUGUUAAAUUUUUAUUCUUAAGGGCGACCGCGUUCUUAUGUCAUACGAGAUUUGUGUAGUGUUUUUAAAAUUCGCAUUGAUUUCAUUAAUAUUUCAUUUUGUUAUCUUAUUUAUUGUUUGUAAAUAUUAGAAAGAACGUUACGAUUUCUUUUAAUUUUUAAAUCAUUAAAUGUUUUCUAAAAUCAGUUUUGUAUUUACCUGUGCAAUAGGAUGUGGCCUCAGUCUUGUUUCACUCUCAUUUUGUAAAAUAAUACUUCUUUAUUUAGUUAUGUUAUUUCUUUUUAACUAAUUGAUAAUGUUUAUCGUUCAUUCCAGUUUAAAUGAGAACUUUAGAAGGAUGUUCUUCAUGAUCAUUUAAAUUAUUGUACUGUAUUGAUAAAUUGUAAUGAAAUUUUGAAAAAUUGGUGAAAAAGAUCAAAUAAAUUAUGAUGAUAAA
Molecule: messenger RNA, 3135 nt
Organism: Bombyx mori (domestic silkworm)
Lineage: Eukaryota; Metazoa; Arthropoda; Insecta; Lepidoptera; Bombycidae
Gene: Scr
Product: sex combs reduced homolog
Biological process (GO): anterior/posterior pattern specification; positive regulation of transcription by RNA polymerase II
Cellular component (GO): nucleoplasm; nucleus
Molecular function (GO): DNA-binding transcription factor activity, RNA polymerase II-specific; RNA polymerase II cis-regulatory region sequence-specific DNA binding
Source: RefSeq, marked validated